Trichoderma breve is the source of this 783-nucleotide messenger RNA. RefSeq lists its product as uncharacterized. The record is from RefSeq and is a predicted model, not a curated record. The coding region runs from base 1 to 783 and encodes 260 amino acids. Lineage: Eukaryota; Fungi; Ascomycota; Sordariomycetes; Hypocreales; Hypocreaceae. The transcript has a single exon.
AUGUCCAAACGAAAAUUCAGCAGCGAUGCGCCUCUACCGCGCAAAAAGGCCAAAUUAGCCCAGGUCCAUGAAUUCGAAGAAUACAAUCAUCUCGCAGCCCCAUCACCGCCAUCAUCACAAACGACACCCUCACGGCGCGAGAAACGCAAGAGGACGAACUCUUCACAUAUUGAUUCCGACGACGAGCCGAGUGCGAAGCGGGCCAGAAUAGACCAGAGCUCAAACGACGCCUCAGGCCGUUCACGCAGCUCAUCUCCAGAACCAUGGCCGAGCAUCGGAUAUGCGCCGGAAGAAGAAAAGGAACCGAAUCCCUUGGUGGAAGAAUUCUACAAAUCAUGCACAGAGACAGAGGUGGCAUGCAGCUGCCAACCACAAACGAUGUAUCGGAAUCCAUUGCCUAGCCCAGAACCUUCAGAAAGAGACACCAGCGACAUUGAAGCGAUCGAGCAAACAAGCAUUCACACCGCUCAUCAGAUGCAAUGUCCUGUAUCGAAGCCACAACCAGUGUCUCCACCAAUUGUCAGUUCCCCUAGGAAGAAAAACCGAAACUCGCGUCGGCGAAUCGAAAGACGCAGCCCGGCAUCAUCCCAUCAGGAACAGUCUCGACAGCAACGACGCAAGAAGAAGAAUGAGAAUCAGGGUCCGCAACGAGAGGGAAAACCUACGCCCACAGUCGAAGAAUUUCUGCAGUCAAAACGAUCUUCCCGGAGAGACUCCAAGUGCGAAUUGUGGUAUCUUAGCGACAACGGCAUGGCAAGCGCAGUUAGAAGCAUCAGGCGGUGA